Messenger RNA from Olea europaea var. sylvestris, 960 nucleotides. RefSeq names its product U11/U12 small nuclear ribonucleoprotein 35 kDa protein. The record is from RefSeq and is a predicted model, not a curated record. The transcript is spliced from 6 exons. Bases 97 to 648 code for a protein of 183 amino acids. Gene Ontology annotation, cellular component: U12-type spliceosomal complex; precatalytic spliceosome. NCBI's taxonomy places the organism in Eukaryota, Viridiplantae, Streptophyta, Magnoliopsida, Lamiales, Oleaceae. Gene Ontology annotation, molecular function: mRNA binding; snRNA binding. Gene Ontology annotation, biological process: mRNA splicing, via spliceosome.
UCAAAUUGUGAACAAAGUUCGUCUUGUCGCUUAUACCGGCCUCAAGUUGUGAACAAGAGAAGGUAAAUUGGAGUCUCACCCAAUUAGCCACGAAGAAUGAAUAACGUUAACUCUGUGUUCUACGCUGAAGCUUAUCAUCCGAUCCAAGCAGGAAGCAUUGAUGGAACCGACACUCUGCCUCAUGAUAACGCCGUUUACAGGGCUCUUCUUUGUUCGAAUGCUGGCCUCUACGACCCCUUUGGCGACCCGAAAGUUAUUGGUGACCCUUAUUGCACUCUCUUUGUGGGCCGUCUCUCUCACCUCACCACUGAAGACACUCUCCGCCAGGCAAUGAGCAGAUAUGGAAGGGUCAAGAACUUGCGGCUGGUCAGACAUAUAGUAACGGGUGCCUCACGUGGCUAUGGCUUUGUCGAAUUUGAAACAGAGAGGGAGAUGCAUCGAGCAUACAAGGAUGCUCAUCAUACCAUCAUUGAUGAUUCUGAGAUUAUAGUUGAUUACAAUAGGCAGCAACUGAUGCCAGGUUGGAUCCCGAGAAGGCUAGGAGGUGGUCUUGGCGGCAAGAAAGAAUCAGGACAACUUCGGUUCGGAGGACGAGAAAGGCCAUUUCGAGCUCCACUGUAUGUUCACCUUUACUUGUUCAGUUUUUAAUUUUUAUAUUAGUUAGUAUUCGGUUUAAUAGUCGUGAUGUAGAUUUUGUACUUCUACUUUCCAAGGGAAAGGAAAAUUUUUAGCAGCUAUUUCACUAGUCUUUUAAAUGCCUUGGGGUACUGUUGUUUCGCAUCAGAUGUGUCGGGUUCUAGCCUCCAACAAAAGCAGUCUGUGCGAAACAAAAUGACAGGCCCCCAACGCUUGAAAGAUGGGUGAAUUAGAAUAUAACUCCCUGUGUUAACACCAAGAAGCAAUCUAUGUUAAAGACUCGACCAAGAUGCAUUCUGAACUUCCAUAAAUUAUUUGUUACGA